AUGGCGAGGUCGAAGUCCACAUUUAGGUCAAAACGCCGCAAUGAGAGUAGUAUCUCGGAAAGCGAUCUGAAACGUUUUGCUGGUUCCAGUGAUGAAGAUGAAGACGAUGAUGACGAGCAAGUAUUGGAGAACUGGCAGCGUCAAGAAUCCUCUGAUGGAGAGUCCACCACUAAAGAUGACAAUUCACAGAGAAUAAACUCUCGUGACGACAUGGACGAAGACGACGAGCUUGAGCCAGAUGUUUUCAUUCAGUCUUCCUCGGCAAAAAUGUCAAAUGCAAUGGCGAAAAUCCUUGGAACCUCAAACGCCGAACGGGCGAUCACUUCUGUCGUUCUUUCCAAAACGACAACACCCUUGCAAAAAAUGCAGAUGAAACAAAAGGAGGAAACCAAGGCAAUGCGAGAGAAAAGAAGGGACAACCGGGAGCGUUGUUUGACAGCUCUACACAUUCCACUUUCCGUUGCGACAACAAAUACCAUCAAUACCGGACAGCAUUCCGUUGCAAAAGAGCUGGAACAGGAGCGGCUUCAUCGGCGAGUUGCAACUCGUGGAGUUGUAGCGUUGUUCAACGCGAUCACGCAACAUCAACAAGUGUCAGAGUCGUCUCAAACAGUUUCAAGGGGGUCCAAUAUUGAACCAAAGGUCACAAAACACACCUUUCUGAGUAAAAUUAAGAACGCUGCAUCUGUAAGCACUGAGGAGAAGAUCCCUGGAGCUAGUGACACUGGUUCUGCAAAAUCUUCCAAAUGGGAUGCCUUGAACGAGGACUAUUUAUUGAAUCACAAGAAGAACUGGGACGAAGAGUCAUCUGAUGGCGAAAAUGAUAAUCUUGACGAUGAAGAGGACGGUGAUGUGGACGUUUCGACAGCAGUGCAGGGCCGAAAGAAGAGGCGUAAAUCUUGA
Cylindrotheca closterium is the source of this 903-nucleotide messenger RNA. Lineage: Eukaryota; Bacillariophyta; Bacillariophyceae; Bacillariales; Bacillariaceae. The record is from the annotation of a GenBank genome assembly.